Messenger RNA from Colletotrichum gloeosporioides, 1869 nucleotides. RefSeq lists its product as uncharacterized. Bases 1 to 1869 code for a protein of 622 amino acids. NCBI's taxonomy places the organism in Eukaryota, Fungi, Ascomycota, Sordariomycetes, Glomerellales, Glomerellaceae. The record is from RefSeq and is a predicted model, not a curated record. The transcript has 2 exons.
AUGUCUCAGGAAAUUCACACGGGAGUCUGGAUUGACUGGAGCCAUGGUAGAGUUCUAGGCGCCACGAUCACCAUGUCCGCCCGCGACGGGGCUCUUCUGCUUGCCUUCAUCGCAACAUUCGUCACCGUGGUCGCAACGAGGCUCUGGAGGAUUGUCACAUUUGCAUGCCAUCAGAUCCUUGCAUCUGGGGGUGAACAUGAUGGAUUGUACUACCAACGACAACUCAUUCUCCGAAACACACCGACACCGAUGGCCGCCACUGGGUUGUUUCUCCGUCAGGCUUGGAAUUGGCGGGGCCACGCGAACUACCCACUCCUCAGAACACUUCCAUGGGCCAUUGGCGGAGUUUUGUAUGUUGCGGUCUUUGCAGUUGCAGCCAUAUUCUCGUCUCGUAUCUCGGAUGGUGCCACACAAUUCCGAUUAUUGGCUGCGGGCGAUUGUGGUGCAUUUGAACCGGCGGACAGGGACGCUCUCCAACAGAAAUCAACCUACGACAACUCCAUGGCUUCAGUCUAUGCUCGACAGUGCUACACAAACUCUUCAGCGGCCUCGUGCAACAGUCUACCGGUCUCUUCGAUACGCUGGACGGGAACAUCUGUCGAAUGCCCUUUUGCGGACGACAUCUGCGCGGGAUCCACCGGAGCCAGCGCUUUCAAAAUGGAGUCGGAGGUGAUCAAUUCACAAUCGCAUUUGGGUAUCAACGGGGCUGAUAAAUAUCGCGUCGAUUACCGAAGAGAAACCGUGUGUGCUCCACUCAUCACAGGGUCCAGGUUCGCCCGAGAUGUGAACGGAAGCGAAGCAGAGACUUUGGGGUGGGAAGACAACGUUCUGACCAAGUAUCUGUAUGGGAACCUGGAAUCUCGGAAUUAUACGCAUAUCUACAACAAGUAUGGACAGAAUAUGCACAUUGGAUAUGGCACUGGAGUCUACGUCUCAUUCGCUCACAGAACCGACAACUACUGGAAACCGAUAGAUGCGUUGGCCCUCGACCACAGAGAUAUCACACUGAUGUUUAUCGCACCCAACUCCGUCCUUCAUCUGCAUCAAAAUGACGAUCCUGUUUUUGGAGCCAAUAUUCCUGUGGUUACUGAGGAUGGUACCACUUACUAUCAGCCCGACCGAUACGUAAGCCCUAUUGCUUGUGCCGACAGGCAUGAGAUUUGCAAUCCCAAUAACGGCAUCUGCACUUCUCUGGUAGGGAGUGGCGAGAUUAUGUCAAGCGCGCGAGAAGAGCGUUUGGAGCUCGACCCGGUACAACUGGCAACUAGCUUUCUCGAGGCACAAGAGUUGGUGGCGGAAUUGACGCAGCUCAAAUUGCCUUCCGACCAGUGGAAGAGGGAGAUGGGACGCCUUUUCGCCGAUGCUCUGUCCAAGCUUCAGCACCAAGUGACGGAGUACGCCACGGGACCUUCAAUCGCUGUGCCAGGAUCGAUCUUCAAAGCUUGGAGCGCCAGCGCAAACAGCUCGGAAGCCGACGAGCAGGUGCAAGAUGCACAUGAAGCAAUGUGCAAAUCCCAAAUUACUAGGGAUGCCCAGGGCACACUUAACUUUUCUAUCUUGGGACUAUCGCUUCUACUAGCCGUGGGAUUCGUGAUUAUUGGGCUGUCGUUUGUCCUGGAACCCACGACGAUCUUCUUGCAGAAGAAAUCAGGAUACGGAGCGACAAAAGCUAAGAGAUGGGAGCGAGAUGAAAAUCUGCAAGUCAUGCGCAUGCUGUUUGAGUUGAGAUAUGCGGGCAGAUGGAAGGGAAGAACGGACUCUUUCCCAACUACUAUCUCUAAGGAUCGAUUCAGAUAUGACGCGGAUUACCUUGGCGAAGAGCAAAUGUACCAGGAAAUCCGGCACAAGGCAGGCGGGGUCAAGUCUUGA